UUAAAAAAAACUACAAAACAAACUCAAAACUCGCCCGACUGCUGCCUUGACUCGAACGUUGAUCCACAAUGUUGUUAUGAAGAGAAAUUAACUAGAGUUUAAUCGUUUUUGGUAUUUUACUAUUCAAAUCUUGGCCAAUCUUGGCGUUAAAACAAACAAGAGAAAUUGCAAAAUGAAUGCUUCUGAGGGAGACGUUGUGGUUCCUGGAGAUGUUGUCCAGCUGCCAGCUAAGUCAGGUGGAAAAUUAAUCCUUGGCCCCGGCCUGAUGAAAGUGAGGGAGGAAGUUCAUGUGACAAAGUGUGGAGUUCUUAGGAAAGGAGGCAACCACAUUUACUAUGUGGAUAGCCGGCAGAAAAAGUAUGUUCCUGCUAAAGGAGAGUGUGUUCUCGGAGUCGUCACCAAUGCUCGUGGUGAAAUGUUCAGAGUAGACAUUGGCUCCAGCGAUGAAGCGUCAGUAUCAUACCUUGCAUUCGAGAAUGCCACAAAGAAGAACAGGCCGCUUAUCAACGUUGGAGAUGUCAUUUUCGGCAAACUCUUGGUUGCCAGCAAAGACAUGGAGCCAGAACUGGUGUGUGUCGAUUCUCACGGAAAGAAAGGUCGCCUCGGAGUUCUGCCAGAAGGAGGCUUUCUCUUCUCAUGCAGCUUAAAUUUGGUCAGAAAAAUUCUCAAGCCCACUUGCCCUCUCCUGGAGACGCUGGGCAAGGAACUGGCUUAUGAGGUGGUUGUCGGAAUGAACGGCAUGGUCUGGGUCAGGACGAACAGUGUCCGAGAGACAAUACUUGUAUGUAAUGCUAUUUUGAAUAUGGAAACUUUAGAAAACCACCAAAUUGAGCACGCUGUGCAAGAGCUUGUGUAUCAAUUAUCAUCGUGCUAAAUAAAAAUCUUUGUAAGCAAAUAUUUACAUUUUUGUAAUUAUAUAUUAAAUUCAUACUUUCUUGGGUUAGGUAAACAAAUUGAUUUUAAGACUUUUGUCAGUUGCCUUGCUUUAUCACUUUAUUCAAUAUUUACAUAACAAAAUUAAUUGAUGUUUUUUGCAAUCCAUACUUUUGUACAUUGAAAUAAUCAUAGAAAAGGAGCAUCUCUCCAAUAAACAAAAUAACGCCGUCUGAAUUUUUCGGGGGCCAAAACACGAACCAGUUGGCACAGGAAAUGUAUAUUAGCUUUCCUUAUUUGACACUGAAUUCACCAAGCCAUAUGCUGAUGCACAUAUACGCAGUAAUCUUUCUCAAGAGAGGCAGCGGCUGCACUCCUAAUUUUUUCUGCCAAAAAUAGGAGUCAAUUACACGCGCCCCGUAGAAGCGACUGAUUUAAUCAAUCCACAAAUAACAUUCAAUCAGCCACUGGUUACAGGAUAUUUUUGAAAAAAAAAAAAAACUGAAA
Messenger RNA from Neocloeon triangulifer, 1380 nucleotides. RefSeq names its product exosome complex component RRP40 (gene Rrp40). NCBI's taxonomy places the organism in Eukaryota, Metazoa, Arthropoda, Insecta, Ephemeroptera, Baetidae. Gene Ontology annotation, cellular component: nuclear exosome (RNase complex); cytoplasmic exosome (RNase complex). The record is from RefSeq and is a predicted model, not a curated record. Gene Ontology annotation, biological process: U4 snRNA 3'-end processing; poly(A)-dependent snoRNA 3'-end processing; CUT catabolic process. Bases 173 to 874 code for a protein of 233 amino acids. The transcript has 3 exons. Gene Ontology annotation, molecular function: RNA binding.